This is a messenger RNA of Closterium sp. Naga37s-1, 1605 nucleotides long. Lineage: Eukaryota; Viridiplantae; Streptophyta; Zygnematophyceae; Desmidiales; Closteriaceae. The record is from the annotation of a GenBank genome assembly.
AUGCGACAAUGGGGCGUGAAGCCUGUUGAGGAGGUGCCAGCAACAGGAGAUUCUACACCGCCUGUCGAAGCGGCGGCAAUAUCGAGAAAUCAGCCGGCGUCGUCAGCUUCCGUUACAUCUCAACCGGAUUCUGGCUGCACAUGUCAGGUGAAGCGGCUGUCAGGCGUGGUGGACGACUGUUGCUGCGAGUAUGAGACAGUGGACGAACUCAACUCGCACGUGUUACAGCCGCUGCUGACCCAGCUCGUCAACACCACCUUCUUCAAAUACUUCAAGGUUCGUCUGUGGUGUGACUGUCCUUUCUGGCCGGACGACGGCAUGUGCCACUCCAGAGACUGCUCUGUGGGGGAGUGUAAGGACGACGAGGUUCCCCCCGCCCUCCGCUGCCCCUCCCCACCCGCACCCUCGCUGCUCCCUGCUGACGUGGACGAGCCACGCGACGCUGACCUGGACCCGAGUGCGGAUGAGUCAGCGUCUGCUGAGUCAGCGGCGGGGUCGGUGGAUAGAACGGUGGAUCGGAGCGCGUUUCAGGCAUGGGUGGAGGCGGAUAACCCGUGGACGUCUGAUGAUGAGAGUGACACAGCCUCCCAGGUGUAUGUGAACCUAGCCCUGAACCCAGAGCGCUACACAGGGUACGGGGGCGACUCAGCGCGGCGCAUCUGGCAGGCCAUCUACCAGGAGAGCUGCUUCCAGGACGGCACCAGGGAUGAAUGCACGGAGAGGCGCGUGCUGUACCGACUAAUUUCGGGUCUGCACCAGGCCAUAUCAGUGCACGUGGCCGCGUCGCAAAUAUGGGACUCAGCAGCUGGGAAGUGGGGCCCCAACAUCACCAUCUUCCACCACCGAGUGGCCAAGUUCCCUGAGCGCCUCGCUAACCUCUACUUUACCUUCCUCUUUGUGCUGCGCGCGGCCACCAAGGCAGCGGAUUUCUUAUCACGCGCGUCUUAUGACACAGGGAACCCCCUUGAAGACCAGCAGACAGCAGCGCUGGUGCAGCAGGUGGUGAGGAAUGGGAGGCUGCAGGCGGCUUGCCCACUGCCGUUUGAUGAGGCGAGGAUGUGGCGAGGGGAUGAGGGUCCGAUGCUCAAGCAGACACUGCAGGGGCACUUCAGGAACAUCAGCCUGAUCAUGGACUGUGUGGGGUGUGAGCGGUGCCGCCUGUGGGGCAAGCUGGAGAUCCUCGGGCUUGCCACAGCCCUGAAGAUCCUCUUCUCUGUUGAUGGCAAUGGCAACGGCAUCGGCAAUGGCAUCGGUGGCAACGGCAAUGGCAACGGUGUUGAUAAGUUGAGUCUGCAGCGCAACGAGGUGGUGGCUCUUUUCAACACGCUCUGGCGCUUCUCCCAUGCGCUCAAGACCACUGCUGAGCUCGUCACCCUGCUCGAGAUGAACCCUCCCCCGGAUGCACCUGCGAUUGGAGCAGCGCCUAUUGCGUCUGCCUCUGGUGGUCCUGCUGCUGCUGGUAGUGGUGGUGGUGGUGGUGGUGGUGGUGGUGGUGACAGUGGGAGUGGUGUGGGUGGCGCUGCUGACACAGUGCCGCUGCAAAAGGUGUGGGAGAGAAGCCAAGAGAAAGACAAUCAUGACUACAAAACCAGUGCUGCACAGUAG